Pocillopora meandrina is the source of this 345-nucleotide messenger RNA. The record is from the annotation of a GenBank genome assembly. NCBI's taxonomy places the organism in Eukaryota, Metazoa, Cnidaria, Anthozoa, Scleractinia, Pocilloporidae.
UGUUAUGGCAAAUGAGAUAACAUUGAAAAAAGCAAUGUUAGGAAAAAUAAGAAAAACCGGACAUUUUGUCAAACUAGAAUUUACAACAUUAAGGUAUUCUGAGUACGGAGAAAUACAUGUUCGUGAUCGCCAACCUUCAAGGGGAUUACCAGAAGGGGAUGAUCAAGAGAGAAAAGUAAGUUCUGCCUACUUUUCAUGUAACCUCUCGACUCAAUUGUAUGUUUUCUCCCUUCUCUUUCUUUUAUUCAUAAAAUUUGAUUCGUGUCAUUAUCGUUAAUUAGGAAGCUGGAAACCACAAUCCGUAUUGCAUCAGCAGGACUUAACAUGAGAAUUUGAACGUCGCAG